Penicillium antarcticum is the source of this 747-nucleotide messenger RNA. RefSeq lists its product as uncharacterized. Gene Ontology annotation, cellular component: plasma membrane. The transcript is spliced from 5 exons. The record is from RefSeq and is a predicted model, not a curated record. Gene Ontology annotation, molecular function: acetate transmembrane transporter activity. NCBI's taxonomy places the organism in Eukaryota, Fungi, Ascomycota, Eurotiomycetes, Eurotiales, Aspergillaceae. Bases 1 to 747 code for a protein of 248 amino acids.
AUGUCAACCGAGAAGGAAAAUGAAACAAUGGUCUCGAAGCCAGCACAAUCGACCAUGAAGCCUGGAGCUUAUCUCGCCAACCCCGCGCCUUUGGCGAUGGGUGGUUUUGCUACCACUUUUUUAUCACUGUCUUUGGCCAUGAUGAAAUUUCGUGGAGUUUUUACACAAACAAUCUUCAUGGGUGAUCUUUGCUUCGUUGCUGGAAUUGGUCUACUCAUUUCCGCACAGUGGGAGAUGGUCCGAGGGAAUACAUUCUCUUAUACGUAUGGAUUGGCUUAUCUGGAAUCUCAUCAUCAAGCAUUAUUCUAUGGGGGUUACGGGGUAAUUUUGAUUCCGUCAUUAGGCAUCGCUGAAGCAUAUGGCGGUUAUACCUCGGAAUACCACAACGCACUCGGCUUCUUUGUUUUGAUAUGGGCGGUUUUCAAUCUUUUUUUCCUGCUGGCCAGCUGCGCUCUGAACAUUGUCUACAUCAUUCUGUUCCUCGGACUUGAGCUGUGUCUCAUUCUCGAUGCUGCAUCCAGCUUUGCCUUGGGCGACGGGUUGGUUGAAAUCAGUGCGAAUCUUAUCACCGCUGCUGGUGCAUUCGGGUUCAUUGCCAGCUUAGCUGGAUAUUAUUCCGUUCUACAAUCCCUCUGUGAAGACUCUCUGCCAUUUUCUAUUCCGAUGGGUGACACUUCCAGAGCUUGGAAGCGUUGGUGUAAAAAGGCACCCCUCCAAACCCCGAAACGGGAAGAAGACAUGGUGUGA